AUGACCGUCACUCAGCGGCGCACAAAUGCCCAGGCAGACAAUCGGCCGAUCAUUGAGCCUGGUAUCAAGUAUACUUGUGACUUUUGCCAUGUCGACAUUACCCACACUGUGCGCAUCAAAUGCGCCAUGAAGCAGUGCGAAGAGGUGGACCUAUGUCCGAACUGCUUCUGUGAGGGUAAAGAGGGGCUGCAGCACAAGGCGUGGCAUGAUUAUAUGGUUGUUGAGCAAAACUCCCAGCCGAUAUUCACACCAGACUGGGGCGCCGACGAAGAGUUGCUGCUCAUCUCCGGCCUCAUCCAGAACGGUCUAGGUAACUGGGCUGAGGUCGCGCAGCAUGUCGGCACGAGGACCAAAGAAGAAUGUGAAAAGCACUAUCUGGAAGUCUUCUUGGGAGUGGGCGACAACGGGCAAGACUUGCGCGGGGACGUCAAGGAAGAGCAAGAUAGAGACGGAGAUGACAGAAAGAGACGGCGAGAGUUCAUGCCGCCCAUGAACUGCAACUUUCCCUACGACCCUGACGAGUUUCAACAACGCAAAAAAGCUCGUAUAGAAGAACUCCGCAAGCCCCAUGCACUUCCACCGACCAACGCCCCUCCCCCCGUCUCGGCGCCCACAAAUCACGAAGUCGGCGGCUUUAUGCCUGCAAGACUAGAGUUUGAGCACGAAGUGGACAAUGAGGCCGAGAUGGCAGUGAAGGAUAUGGAGUUCAAGAUGGUCAUGGGGUAUGGGGGAGAUGAGCAGCCGGCUGCAAAGGUCACAAAGCUGGUCGAAGAAGAGGAGGACGAAGAAGGAGAAGGGGAGAAUGGGGAGGCCAAAGACAAGAAGGAAAAGAUUAAAGAGGAUGUCGAUGAGGUCGUGGUGAUAGAGAAGGAUCCGCCACCGCCAGAAGUGGAAGACCCAGACGAGCUCGAAGUCAAGCUGGCCAUGAUGGACAUUUACUUUACGCGGCUAGACAAGCGAGAGGAUGCCAAGGAGAUUAUAUUCGACAGAGGGUUGACAGAGUAUCGAGCUAUUCAAGCGCAUGACAAGAAAUUGUCGAAAGAAGAGCGCGAUCUGAUACACCGUUUCAAACCUUUUGCCAAGUUUCAAACGGCCGACGACUUUGAGACUCUGAUCGAGGGCUUGAUCUAUGAACAAGCCCUGCGCAAACGCAUCUCUGAGCUUCAAGAAUACCGCCGCAUGGGCAUCACAACAGCUGCCGAGGCAGACGCCUACGACAAUGUCAAGCUCACACGCGCCAUGGACUAUCCCCCACAGAAAAUUGGUGAUGUGCUGCCGACGGGGGCAAGAGCGAAUGCAGGCCAGCAUCGGUAUCUGCACGGGGCGACGAGCACGCCGCCGCCGGAUAUCAAGACGAGGGAUGUAACGCCGAGGGCGUUGCCCGUUGUUGGAAGGAAACCUCCUGCACCGCUCAACCUCGCCAACUCUGCCUCUCUCGAUCUUCUUUCCUCCGAAGAGCAGUCGCUCUGCUCUACCAUCCGCGUCCUCCCCAAACCCUACCUGACCAUCAAAGAGCUCUAUAUUCGCGAGAACGAGCGUCGCCAAGGCUUGCUACGGCGGCGCGAGGCGCGAAAGAUGCUCAGUAUCGAUGUCAACAAGAGUGGCAAGAUCUUUGACUUUAUGGUGCAGAAUGGAAUGUUGCUGCUGGCGUACGAGCCACAAGGGAAAAAGACGAAGGAACCGGAGGGUAUAGUAGGACAAGUGCAGAUGAGUCAGACGAACGGAGUGCCAGAAGGGCAAAUGAUGUCUGGUGGUAAGGAAGUCAUGAUGGAGAGGGUGAAUGGGUUUGGUGGGAUGGGGAAUGGGAUACACCAGCCGAUCACAACAGAGAUCAGGCUAGCUUAA
Messenger RNA from Cryptococcus wingfieldii CBS 7118, 1845 nucleotides. Its product is annotated as transcriptional adapter 2-alpha. Bases 1 to 1845 code for a protein of 614 amino acids. The transcript is spliced from 7 exons. Lineage: Eukaryota; Fungi; Basidiomycota; Tremellomycetes; Tremellales; Cryptococcaceae. Gene Ontology annotation, cellular component: SAGA-type complex; nucleus. Gene Ontology annotation, biological process: chromatin remodeling; regulation of transcription by RNA polymerase II. The record is from RefSeq and is a predicted model, not a curated record. Gene Ontology annotation, molecular function: protein binding; zinc ion binding; chromatin binding.